Molecule: messenger RNA, 288 nt
Organism: Aspergillus luchuensis
Lineage: Eukaryota; Fungi; Ascomycota; Eurotiomycetes; Eurotiales; Aspergillaceae
Exons: 1
Coding region: 1-288 (95 amino acids)
Source: RefSeq, a predicted model, not a curated record
AUGCAGCGUGCCAUCAACCUCAUCAUGGCGUAUGUUCGGACGGGUGGGACACGAACAAUGGCCGACUUUGAUGACCUUGCACAGCGUCUCUUGGAGGCUUGGGAUAAAGUUGCCACUAAGAAUGGAGAGGGUUCCAAGGAGAGACAACUGAAUGCCGUGUUUGUGUUGGGUGCAAUCACGACAGGCACGGAGAGCGGGUUUCUGUUGCCGCGGGUACAGAUACUAUUGUUUGAUCAUGCAGACGUUGGCUUUAAGUGUGGAAAGCAGUCUUUGUUGGGAUUAGGCUAA